UGAAGUAGGAGCCCGCACCCAACUUCUCUCCCCCUCUCUGCGCGGAAAGGAAAUGGCGAAGUCUUGCAAGGGACUAGCGAUGGAACUUGUCAAAUGUUUAAGCGAAUCUGAUUGCGUUAAGGUUGAGAAUCGUUCAUACAGAGAAUGUGCCGCAGAGAAGAGCCCUUCCAUACCUAGCGAGUGCAUGGGUCUUAGGGAUACUUACUUCAAUUGCAAGAGAGGCCAGGUUGAUAUGAGAGCUAGGAUUCGUGGAAACAAAGGCUACUAGUAAGACUUCAUGGUUAACUGACAGAAACUUACGGCAUUGGAGUUUUGAAGUUACAGAGAAAUUGAUACAACUGAAAGAGACUGUUCUUGAAUGUUGUUUUCCUUGAAAUCUUCUGGCUUUUACUAAAGAAGGCGCAAUCCAAAUUGUGUAUAUGUUUUGGCUCAAAUAGUUUUUCCUCCUCGACUUGGAAUGAGCUGUAUUGCAUGAAGAAGGGUAAAUUGGUUGUUGAAUUUUUGCUUCGUAGUCCUGUCUAGCUGCUAUGAGAAUAAUCUUCCUGUGAAUCUGUUGGACUUUAGGCGCCUCUCUUCAUAAUAUGGCAUUGCAUGAAUCCUAUUCCUAGCCCUA
Messenger RNA from Tripterygium wilfordii, 613 nucleotides. RefSeq names its product cytochrome c oxidase assembly factor 5. The transcript has 3 exons. Gene Ontology annotation, cellular component: mitochondrion. The coding region runs from base 53 to 268 and encodes 71 amino acids. Gene Ontology annotation, biological process: mitochondrial respiratory chain complex IV assembly. The record is from RefSeq and is a predicted model, not a curated record. NCBI's taxonomy places the organism in Eukaryota, Viridiplantae, Streptophyta, Magnoliopsida, Celastrales, Celastraceae.